AUGGCAAGUAAUUAUAUAGGAACAGAUGUAUCGAUGAUUGAUAAAAUGGAAUAUUAUUUAACAAAUGAUUUACAAGCAACAAGUGAUGAAAUUGAUUAUAUUAAACGUUUAUAUAAUACAAAAACAAAAGAUCGAGGAAUACUAAAAAGAAAACCAAAUGUUCGAUUACCAUCAACAAUAGUUGAUAAUUUUCUCUAUCAUGGUCAUGUUGGACAUGCAAAAAAUUGGAAUUUAUUAAAUGAAAUUGGAAUAAAACAUAUUUUAAAUAUUUGUGAAAUUGAAUUAAAUAAAGAAAUUCUUGAUAAUUUUAAUGUUUUAUGGAUCAAUAUUGAUGAUGAUCACUCUAAAGUUUUCGUUCAUUGUCAAUUGGGAAUAUCUCGUUCAUCUUCAAUUGUUCUUGCAUAUCUUAUGAAAUAUCAUCAUGAAAAUUUAAUUGAUGCCUAUGAUCAUUUAGUUAAUUGUCGACGUAUUGCUUCACCGAAUUUUGGCUUUUUUCUUCAACUUAUUCGAUAUGAAAAGACUCUUCAUAAAUUUUUAUCUUCAAAUGAAUCACAUGGAAAAGAUAAGAUUUGUCAAUAA
Molecule: messenger RNA, 579 nt
Organism: Adineta steineri
Lineage: Eukaryota; Metazoa; Rotifera; Eurotatoria; Adinetida; Adinetidae
Source: the annotation of a GenBank genome assembly